This is a messenger RNA of Sander lucioperca (pikeperch), 2749 nucleotides long. RefSeq names its product TBC1 domain family, member 22B (gene tbc1d22b). NCBI's taxonomy places the organism in Eukaryota, Metazoa, Chordata, Actinopteri, Perciformes, Percidae. The record is from RefSeq and is a predicted model, not a curated record. Gene Ontology annotation, molecular function: GTPase activator activity. The transcript has 14 exons. Gene Ontology annotation, biological process: activation of GTPase activity. Bases 344 to 1894 code for a protein of 516 amino acids.
CCUCUCAUGUCCUUUGUGUCUAUCAGCGAGCAUCCCUAACCGUCACUCCACCAUCUCAUCCUAUUGGACGCUUACACUGCACCUGUUCGACUCACCCACGAAUCACACGCUUCGGUCUGUGUACUCCAAGAUGGCGGCUUCCAGUACUCCUUAUCAGACAUCAUCGCAUAUGAAAGCUAAAUAUUACUAUCUACCGCUCGUUUAAACGUAUGAAGAGGCAGACCAGAAGAAGCCGAAGGGGGCUGAGUUGUCGCCAGUAAAACGCGGAAACUGUUUCCAUAUGGUUUGUUCGCCCGAGGAGCCGGUCUCGGUGUCGGUCUGAAGGGGGUUGUGUUAUCCGAGUAUGGCCACCGAGAACAGGAUCAAUUUUUGGAGGAGAAACGCAAAGGUUCCCGGAAGUGUACAACCAGUUUAUGGAGCACAGCAUCCACCUCUCGACCCACGAUUGCGACGCACGUAUCCCAAAGACACAAAGCCUCAGUUCAACAAUCUCAAGUCUAAAAAGGCCUCUAGCUUCCAUGAGUUCGCCCGCAGCACCAAUGAUGCUUGGGACAUCGACGAAGAGGAGGACGAGGAUUUCCUCGGGACCCCCGCCCAAACUUCAUCAGGCCUCCACUCUACGUCCACACAGAACCAGCAGCAGCAGAACCAGGCUGUUGACACAGAAACUGGGGUGUCACACAGACUGGCACCUCCCAGGACAGAAGCUGAAAACCUCCAGGAUGGGCAGGAAGAGGACUCAGAGUGCGAGCAUGUCAAUGGCAAGGUUGUCAAGUCUAGCAGUGACGCCUAUCUCAACACGUCCUCAGUUCGCUCCACACUGCAGAAGCAGCAGUCUCUCCCAGUUCGUCCCAUCAUCCCACUGGUGGCACGCAUGUCAGACCAGAACGCAUCUGGGGCACCGCCCAUGACAGUGCGGGAGAAGAGCCGACUGGAUAAAUUCAAGCAGCUGCUGGCCAGUCCGAACACUGACCUAGAGGAACUCCGGAAGCACAGCUGGUCGGGCAUACCAAGAGAAGUCCGGCCAAUCACAUGGAGACUUCUCUCUGGCUACCUGCCGGCCAACAAGGAGCGCAGAGAGCUGGUGCUAAAAAGGAAGCGGGACGAAUACUUUGGCUUCAUAGAGCAGUAUUACCACUCCAGGACAGACGAGCACUAUAAAGACACAUACAGACAGAUCCACAUCGAUAUUCCAAGAACCAACCCUCUGAUUCCCUUGUUCCAGCAACCCGUAGUACAAGAGGUGUUUGAGCGUAUUCUCUUCAUCUGGGCCAUCCGUCACCCAGCCAGCGGUUACGUCCAGGGAAUCAAUGAUCUGGUCACACCCUUCUUUGUCGUCUUCCUCUCUGAGUUUGUCACAGAAGAUGUGGAGAACUUUGAGGUGGCAGCGCUGCCCCUGGACACCCGGAGAAACAUCGAAGCUGACAGCUUCUGGUGCAUGAGCAAGCUGCUGGAUGGAAUACAGGACAACUACACCUUUGCUCAGCCUGGAAUCCAGAAUAAAGUGAAAGCGUUAGAGGAGCUGGUCAGCAGGAUAGACGAGGACAUUCACAAUCAUUUUAAGAGGUAUGAGGUGGAGUAUCUGCAGUUUGCUUUCCGAUGGAUGAACAAUCUGCUGAUGAGGGAGCUGCCGCUUCGUUGCACUAUUCGUCUCUGGGACACCUACCAGGCUGAAGCGGAGGGUUUCUCCCACUUCCACCUGUACGUCUGUUCUGCUUUCCUCAUCGAGUGGCGCAAAGAAAUCCUCUCCAUGGUUGACUUUCAGGGCCUUCUUAUGCUACUGCAGAACCUUCCUACAAUCCAUUGGGGUAACGAGGAAGUGGGUCUUCUCCUGGCUGAAGCGUAUAGACUGAAGUACAUGUUCGCAGACGCACCCAGCCACUACAAGAGAUAGGUCCGAGGCUGCCCCGCCCGCCGCAAGCACAGCACAGCACACACUCCACUCUGAAAUCCACCCAGCCUGUGACUGGAAGGACCCACUGUGUCUGAGAUACUCCAGACGUCAAGUGUUGUUCUUUGAGGUAACCUGGAAGAGACAGACGAAAACUUUUCCUGUGAAAAUGAAGUCCAGUGAACGUCACAUUGGAUUUAAGGUUUAUGGUGCACCCAUAGAUCUCAGUGAACUCGAGACUAUUAGCAGUCGAUGUACUGCACUGUAUGGAUGGACUGUUACGGUAUGAAUAGCUAUAGCUGUGCCACCUUGGUUUACUUAUACAGUUUUUGGUCAUGCAACAUUAAUUGUCUCUCAACUGAAAUGUACACUCAGAAGAGCACGCUGUAAUAUAAAAGGGAUGCUGUUUGUGAUAAUCCUUUUAGUGAAAAGAUGGCAUCUACAGAUUCUAUUUUUUUGAAGAUAUGUUUUGGUAGUUGUUUAACAAGGGAACAGUCUUAAAUGUAAACCAGGCAACUACAAUACUUUUAUUUUCUCUUUUGAAACUUAUUUAGUCCAACACUGUCAAGCUGUUAUAAAUAAUAUGCCCCCCCACUGGUUCUGGGCUACCAAAUUUGCACUGUACAAUCAACUUAUAGGUACUUAUUUCGCACUUCAAUGAGUCAGUUUAAUUGGUUGCCAGUACUGGUAUUUCGCAUUGUAUUGGGUAUUAGACCUAAGAGUAGCAAAUAUUAGGUAUGGUGUUUUAUUUCAGGUUGUGUUUUGGGUUAAAAGUGGAGAAACUGAUUUGGUAUCAGUUAGCCUUGGUCAUUAGAAAUCAGCAUUUUGAAUCACUAUGAGGCUCUUGGGUAUGAUAUA